Molecule: messenger RNA, 1016 nt
Organism: Suillus subalutaceus
Lineage: Eukaryota; Fungi; Basidiomycota; Agaricomycetes; Boletales; Suillaceae
Product: exoribonuclease, exosome component 4
Exons: 3
Coding region: 37-816 (259 amino acids)
Biological process (GO): nuclear mRNA surveillance; poly(A)-dependent snoRNA 3'-end processing; rRNA catabolic process
Cellular component (GO): nuclear exosome (RNase complex); cytoplasmic exosome (RNase complex); nucleolus
Source: RefSeq, a predicted model, not a curated record
UUUUGAAAAGGCUCCUCUUGACCGCGUCUCUCAACCAUGUCUUCCCGCAUUGAACUCCUUAAUGCUGGUCUUCUUCGCAGCGAUGGUCGCAGACCUUAUGAGCUACGAACAAUAGCCAUCAACUUCGAAGCACAAGGAACGGCAGACGGCAGCGUCACCUACUCACAUGGCCUCACACAAGUUCGAGUCUCAGUCCUCGGCCCACACGAAGCAAAACCUGGAACAAGACGCGAAACAUUUCACGAUCGCGCAAUACUAAACGUCGAAGUCCAACUCGCCCCUUUUGGCGUCGGUGAACGAAGAAGAAGAGGUAGAGGCGAUAAGCGCCUCCUCGAACUCGCAGCAUCAAUCAAAAGCACAUUCGAACCCGUCGUUCAAACUCAUCUCUACCCCCGUAGCACAAUCGACAUAUUCAUCCAUGUCCUCCAACUUGAUGGCGGCCUCCUCCCCGCUUGCAUAAACGCCUCCACCCUCGCACUCGCAACCGCAGGCAUCCCUCUAUUCGACUUUGUCUGCGCUAUCAGCGGAGGCGUGCAUGGCACUCAGCCGUUACUCGAUCUAACAACAGUCGAGGAAAACGACGUGCCGAGCGUCGUGGUGGGCGUUAUGCCUCGUACAGGACGCGUGACCCUCGUGCAGAUGGAGACCAGGUUGCAUAUGGAUCGUUUUGAGGAGGUGUUUAGAGUCGCGUGCGAUGCAGGCAAGGUCCUUUGGAGUGAGAUGAGGGAUGCGCUCAGGGAACAAACGGGCGAUCUGGUCGAUAAACUUGAGGCUGGACCUGGGAUGGUUGCGGUGAAGGAGACUGAGGAUACGUAGGAUUAAUAGGUGACUUCCCGUAAGGUUUUACAAACAAAAGACGUCUGACUCGGCAGUCAAGCAAGAGCACAAGCUCAGUUAGUAUUUAGCGUUCAGCGUGAGUGAGCAAGGACUAGCUAGUAGAUACGUCUAAGUACGAGGGUAACCAUUAUUAGUUUGAGUGAAUAAUCACAUGAAUCACGACUCACAUUCUGCUGUUU